CUCCGGACUUGCAACAUAUUUAGUACAAGUACAGAGUACACUGCUUGUACGGUACAAUUAGGGGCUUGGUCUGCGGGCGGAAUUAUUCUGUUUCUAUUCCUGUUAUGCUCACGUCUUCCUACGUCUAUCUUGCAGCAUCAUCUUCUUCAGAGAGUGUUCCGAUCAACUGCCUGCCAUGUGAGCUGGGCGCUGUGGUUGGCGUGUCGACCAAAAAGAAGGGGGGGGAGAAGAGGGGGAAUAUAAAAAUCUCCCAUUUCUUUGUUCUCAUGUACGGGGGACUGACUGUCCAUAAUAUAGUGCUAGAUAGAUACUGGCUGUACCACUGCUCCCAGCCUCAACAGAGGAAAAAAAAGAUGGCCCAAGAUGACACUGCCAAGGUUGAUAUGGAUAAACUACCCUUUUGAGCGACAGUGUUGCUCCUCUCAAAUACCCCAUCCAUCCAUGUCCUUCUUUUCUAGUCAGUCCUCCUGUCACUCGCUAAGUUAAUUGUACAGUAUCAGCAUCAUCGCUGUCGUCCUGGCUGGACACCUUUGACAGAGGGAAAUGACACUAUCCACUGAUGGUUUCCUGACUGUGAGUGAGUGCUGCGGCAGUCGCUAUCUGUUCAAGGAUGGAAAGCAAGUAAUCGUCACUGGGCCGCUGUCCAUCGAUCUCAGUUCACUGCCGCUGCUUGAUGAUACCACAAUAGUGGAGGGCAAGUCCGUUACUUAUGAAAAGCGGUUCACGGAUAGCAACACCAUUCCUAUUGCCGACAGCGACUUUCCUGAUAUCCCACGGAUUGACUACCAUGCCAUGCAGCAUGGGACGUGGAGCGACUGCUUACCUAUAGAAUUCAGCGAUGGCACUGAUCAUCCGGAGACAGUGUUCAAGCUCGCUGCGUGGAAGACCAAAAAGGUAUAUCGUGAUGCUACGAUCCUAUCGGGACUAGUAAGCAACGUCAACAUUGUCCGUUUGCUGAGCAUCGUGACUGUUGACGGUCGUUUCGCUGGGUAUGGAAUGGAGAGGCUCUACGGAUGGCGCUCUCCUGUUUCUCCUACAACAACGGAACUGGUGAAGAAAAUGCUGCCAGCGUUUCUUCAGGAGACAGUUGAAUACCUGCAUCAGACUGCCCAUAUAUACCACUGCGAUAUUAGGAUCAAUAAUAUCUUGGUGACUGGGCACGGGAGACUGAAAUUAAUCGACUUUGAUGUCGCACACACUGAUGUGCUGGCUACCCCGCACACUGACUUCCCUACCGCGCAGUUCUUCUUUGGUGUCUCCCAGAGGCUCGAUCACCUUGACAUAAGUAUGUCCAUCCUCCUCAUGUUUAUGGUGUUGUCAGAUAUGCCCGAAGAAAUACCCUCGAAUCCCCUCGAGCCCUUCAACUUCUAUCUCGAUAAUAAACUCCAACACUCAGUCUACUUUCAACAUGUGCAAGACACGGUUCAGAGGAAGCUGCGGGCACACCUGGAACGUCCAGACAGGGAACUGUGCAUGUCCGACUAUCGUGGCAGAGGCGUACACGGGGGAUAGGUGUCCAGGAUGCCGGGGCUGAUGAUACAUUGACGUAGUUUUGGGGGUGGUUAUCACGAUUCGUUCGACACUCGUUCCUCUCUCUUUCCCCGUGCGUGUUUCGUGUUUUCGGUCUUCGUGUGGUUCCUUUCCAAGGGUGCCAACAUUCCUGGGUGUUCUCUGUUAUUUUUCGGUCACUAGAUCCGCCUCUUCCCUCAGAAUGUUGCCAAAAGCCUUCCUUAAGAAGCCUAAACUGGCGAGGAUGGCCGACUACUACCAUUCCUUGACUGUAGGACGAGCACAGGGGUUAACCAAAUUGUUCCAGACCGGUAGCGUGGAAGCGAUAAGAUUUAAAUCUAUUUAUCCGUUAAUUUGACAAUCCAGGCCCCUCCUUUUUACCUAUGCCAGUUACAAAUAUGGAUCCUCGAAACCUAACUCGCGUCGAUUCCGCGUCCUGCUGAUGCAACUUUCGCAUCAUCCAGGCCGAAGGCUUCAAUUUUUAUUUUAUUUUAUAUUUCUUUUCGUUUCUUUUUCUUUUUCUUUUUCUUUUU
Messenger RNA from Blastomyces dermatitidis ER-3, 2042 nucleotides. RefSeq lists its product as uncharacterized. NCBI's taxonomy places the organism in Eukaryota, Fungi, Ascomycota, Eurotiomycetes, Onygenales, Ajellomycetaceae. Bases 544 to 1512 code for a protein of 322 amino acids. Gene Ontology annotation, biological process: protein phosphorylation. The record is from RefSeq and is a predicted model, not a curated record. Gene Ontology annotation, molecular function: ATP binding; protein kinase activity. The transcript has 2 exons.